Molecule: messenger RNA, 1446 nt
Organism: Dovyalis caffra
Lineage: Eukaryota; Viridiplantae; Streptophyta; Magnoliopsida; Malpighiales; Salicaceae
Source: the annotation of a GenBank genome assembly
AUGUGUUUCAACUCUGUUAAUUCAUCUUAUGGAGGCUUUGAAAUUCAAUUGCCAUUGAGGUUGUGCUUAUCCAUCCCUUAUGAGGAUUUCUCAUUGACAAUGGAAAAUAAGGGGAGUGUGUUGAUGGAAAGGUAUGAUUUUGGGAGAUUGCUAGGCCAAGGAAACUUUGCUAAGGUUUACUAUGGGAGAAACCUGAAAACUGGCCAGAGUGUGGCCAUCAAGGUCAUUGACAAAGAGAAGGUUCUGAAAGUAGGGCUGAUGGAUCAGAUCAAGCGAGAGAUAUCUGUCAUGAGAGUGGUUAAACAUCCAAAUGUACUGCAACUAUAUGAGGUUAUGGCCACAAAAAACAAAAUUUACUUUGUUAUAGAAUAUGCAAAAGGUGGGGAAAUCUUUAAUAAGGUAGCAAAAGGGAGGCUGAAGGAAGAUGUUGCUAGGAAGUAUUUUCAACAGUUAAUAAGUGCAGUUGAUCUUUGCCAUAGCAGAGGUGUCUAUCACCGAGAUUUGAAACCAGAAAACUUACUACUGGAUGAGAAUGGAGGUUUGAAGGUGUCAGAUUUUGGCUUGAGUGCUGCUGCUGAGUCUAAGCGCCAAGAUGGUUUGCUGCACACAUCUUGUGGAACUCCUGCAUAUGUGGCUCCUGAAGUUAUUUAUAGGAAAGGCUAUGAUGGGGCCAAAGCUGACAUCUGGUCUUGUGGGGUGGUCUUAUUUGUUUUGCUGGCUGGUUAUCUCCCAUUUCAUGACAUAAAUCUGAUUUUGAUGUACCAGAAAAUAAGCAAGGCAGAAUACAAGUUCCCUAAUUGGUUUUCACCAGAAAUGUGCAGGCUGCUCUCAAGAAUGCUUGACCCUAACCCAAGAACUAGAAUAUCCAUCACAAAAAUAAUGGAAAAUUCCUGGUUUAGAAAAGGAUUCAAUACUGAUGCAGUUAAAACUAAAGAUGAAGUGACAGAAUUGGAUCCUUUGGCUGCUGAUGCAACAUUUGAUUUUUGUGAGAAUGAUAUUGCUCCUGCCGAAGCCAGGAAAGAGUCGAGCCAGCCUACCAUUUUGAAUGCCUUUGAUAUCAUAUCUCUUUCAUCUGGGUUUGAUUUAUCUGGUUUGUUUGCGAAAGAUAACCAGAAGAAAGAAACCAAAUUCAUAUCAAUGCACUCUGCCUCAACGAUUACAUCUAAACUGGAGGACAUUGCUAGGCUUCUGAAGCUAAAAAUAAAGAAGAAAGAUGGAGGGCUGUUGAAGUUGGAGAGAUCAGAGAAAGGUAGAAAAGGGGCGCUGUCCAUUGAUACAGAAAUAUUUGAGUUCACUCCAUCUUUUCAUUUGGUAGAGGUGAAAAGUUCUAGUGGUGAUACACUGGAAUACCAGCGGAUACUGGAAAAUGGAAUAAGACCAGCUCUAAAGGACAUUGUUUGGGCAUGGCAAGAUGAGCAGCAGCAGCAACACGUGCUUCCUUCCUAG